Molecule: messenger RNA, 2214 nt
Organism: Triticum urartu
Lineage: Eukaryota; Viridiplantae; Streptophyta; Magnoliopsida; Poales; Poaceae
Source: RefSeq, a predicted model, not a curated record
UGGUUUAGGAUGUUUCCAAGUUGGAACACUGUUCUGUUCCACCACAUGGACAGUCAGACUUCUCAUUUGGUAGCAUGCGUACUGUGUAUUUGAUAUGUAUUUCAUUUGGUACGUAGCAAGCCGGCUCAUUUUGACCCCUCAACCUUCAGAGAUAAGGUCUUCCUGUGAGAGUCGACCAUCUCCUCGUUCGUCCAGAUCCACUCCAUGGCGAUAUGUGCUACAAGCAUACAAAUAUGAGAAAGAUGCUUCAUAAAUUGUAUUGUCACAUCAAUUCCUAAGAGCAGUCCAAUGAACUAUAGUGGGUGCAUGGAGGAAUUGGCAAACUUUAUUGACAGCAAAUGAGAUAUCAGGUCUUGUCAAGUCCAUGUAUCCAGCAUACUAGUCGAAGCUAACUGUUAUACUCAAUCUCUGCUACUUUACUUUCAUAAGAUGGACCUUCGAGAAAGUACGGUGACAGAAAUGAUCCAAAGGGAUGACAGAUCAAAGUGGUUAUCACACAACAAUCAUAACAUAAAAUGCUUCACUGAGGGUGAGAUAAGAGGAAUUACCGGUAACUACGAAACUAUCAUUGGAAAAGGCGGCUUCGGAGAAGUCAUUCAUGAUGAUAUCAAGCCUGCCAAUAUACUAUUAGAUGACAACUUCAAUGCAAAAAUAUCUGACUUUGGAAUAUCAAGACUGGUCAACACGGACUCGACCCUUUUCACUGAGCAUGUAAUGGGGAGCAUAGGUUACAUGGACCCUUUGUUUGCUGGCAGCGGGCGUCUCACCUGGAAGAGUGAUGUUUACAGUUUCGGAAUCGUUCUGGUUGAAUUUAUUACAAAGAAAAAGGCAACAAUAAGAAAUGGGGAGGCCGGCAUAGUUGAAUGUUUCACCCAAGCUCUUGCAACAGGGAAGAGAAAGGUGAGAGAGUUGUUCGAUCUUGAAAUUUCAAGCCAGAAUAACAUGAAGGUUCUUGAAGGGGUUGCGAAGCUAGCAGGGCAAUGUUUGAGGAUGGAGAUGGAUAGACGCCCUGAGAUGAUAGAUGUGGCAGAAAGUCUUCGGGCGCUUAGAAAAACUCAAGUUCAAGGAAAACAAACUAUUUUUCCUUGGGGGUGGAGGAACAAGUCAGCAGCUCAGAACAACUGGCAAUCUUCUAGCUCAGUCACGCCACAAUCUUUGCCAUCCAACUUGUGCCGCCAUUUCUCACUUAGGGAGAUGAAAUCUGCGACAGGGAACUUUGCUGGGUCACACAUUGUUGGUCAGGGUGGAUCUGGUAUAGUUUACUAUGGAAUGAUUGAUGCGGGAGCAACCAAGGUGGCAAUCAAACGUGGCAUAGUUAAGCAGGAUGUGAGUAUGUUCCAGACAGAGAUAGCGAUGAUGGCAAAACUCCGCCACCAUCAUCUCGUAUCAUUGGUUGGUUAUUGCAAAGAGAAAAACGAGAGGAUAUUGAUCUAUGACUACAUGGCUCGUGGCACCCUGCGUGAGAACCUUUACGCUAACAAAACAGAGGAGCCACCGCUUACUUGGAGGCAGCGUCUAGACGUCUGCAUCGGUGCUGCUCGUGCCCUGCAUUACCUUCAUGAGUGUUCCGUCAUCCCUAAUGAUGUGUCGACGACGAACAUUCUCCUAGAUGAGAGAUUGGUCGGCAAGGUUCCUAGUGAAGUCUCAAUGUGGAGGUAUGACACGGAUGACACGUACCUUAUUGGAUGUCCUGGUUUUCAUGAUCCUGAUUUUUCCUUCACUGGGCAACUAACAGAGGAAUCCAGUGUAUAUUCUUUUGGUGUCGUGCUGUCUGAGGUUUUGUGUGCUCGGGCUGCUUGGGAUCCUUAUCUGGUACAAUGUGCUCUUAGUUGGGAUGAUGGCAAAGCUCCGCCACCAUCAUCUCGUAUCUUUGGUCGGUUACUGCAAAGAGAAAAACCAGAGAUACUGAUCUACGAUUAUAUGGCUCGUGGCACCCUGAGUGAGAACCUUUACGCUAACAAAACGGAGGAGCCACCGCUUACUUGGAGGCAGCGUCUAGACGUCUGCAUCGGUGCUGCUCGUGCCCUGCACUACCUUCAUGAGUGUUCCAUCAUCUCUAAUGAUGUGUCGACGACGAACAUUCUCCUAGAUGAGAAAUUGGUCGGCAAGCUUUCAAGUACAGUCUCACAGCCGCAGGAUACCAUGAAAGCUGUUCGCCUGCACUAUUAUUGUGUCCUGUCAGUCUUGUGCUGGCUACAGUUUUCAGUUGGGUAA